AUGAAUAGAAGACUUUUGGCCACGUUUCUACUUCUACUUUCGAUGAUCUCGAGUAGCUGGUGUGAAAAAUCUUGUCAAACUUGUGCUCCGUUGACCCCAGAGGAAUGUCCAUUGAUCAAUGAGUGCAAUAUUUGCACUGAAACCACCUUCACACGGAGACAAAAUCGAAACGGUUGUCAAGAAGUCACAAUCUCGUGUGCAUCAGGUUCUCGUGUCAUUCUUGAGCUCUCGAAUGGGCAUUCAGUCUCGAGGAAGGCGGCAACACUUGGUUCAUUCUCGUGUCAAAGCAACGGUCGAUGGCAGUUGAACGGGCUAAAUUACACGGAAAAAAACGUGAAAUCAGCAUCUUGUUAUACAGCGUCACCCGAUCGUCAAAACUCUCCAAUCAAUCUCGUCACCCAGCGAGCUAUUCGGGAUCUCGAUUUAAUCGAUUUCACGAUCAACUACGCGCCCAAUGAUGGGGAUUCGAUUAGCUGGGGUGGCAAUGCGACAACGUUCACUAUUAAAAGUCGAGCACCGUACACGAACUCGAAGUUCUCAGCCACUCAAACAGACGGUGUCACGUAUAAUUUAUAUCAAAUGCACGCUCAUUGGAGUCAUCUAGGUGCAAAUGGAAGCGAGCACACUGUGGAUGGACAGAGAUAUGUGGCCGAGUUUCACUUUGUUCAUUUCGAUCCCGAGUAUGGAACUUUCGACAAUGCGGUCGGAAAAGAGAAUGGGAUUGCGGUGAUUGCCGUGCUGGCUGAGCUUGGCAAAAGAAAUGCCGAGUUCGACAAGAUUCUGAAUGCGAUAAAGAAGGGAGAUGCACAAGAUUCGGUUGCUGGAGCACACACAGUCAAUGGAGUUAACUUCAACUAUCGAAAGCUGAUUCCUGGUAGAAGCCAAUUCUUUACUUACACUGGAAGUCUGACAACCGGUGAUUACAAUACUUGUGUCGAUUGGACGGUGAUGAGAUAUCCGAUUACCGUUUCCGUGCAACAGAUGUCCAUUCUCUAUUCAUUUCAUAUCGACAAUCAUCGUGAAAAUCAAUCAGUUUUACCCGGGACAAUCAUUCGAAAGAAUUUUGCU
Mesorhabditis belari is the source of this 1068-nucleotide messenger RNA. Lineage: Eukaryota; Metazoa; Nematoda; Chromadorea; Rhabditida; Rhabditidae. The record is from the annotation of a GenBank genome assembly.